Mangifera indica (mango) is the source of this 450-nucleotide messenger RNA. Its product is annotated as precursor of CEP8-like. The transcript has a single exon. Gene Ontology annotation, cellular component: extracellular region. Gene Ontology annotation, molecular function: hormone activity. The coding region runs from base 1 to 450 and encodes 149 amino acids. The record is from RefSeq and is a predicted model, not a curated record. NCBI's taxonomy places the organism in Eukaryota, Viridiplantae, Streptophyta, Magnoliopsida, Sapindales, Anacardiaceae. Gene Ontology annotation, biological process: root development; regulation of leaf morphogenesis; regulation of root development.
AUGGUGGAAAGGAUGUCCAUGAACAAAUGUGUUAUCUUUGUUGCUUUAGUAGCCUGCCAUGCCAUUCUUUCGGCUGAAGGAAGGCAGCUGAAGUACAAGGAGAAAGAAGAAACAGCAGAGCCCGGCAGCAAAAGCAUUAAUUUGCAACAGAAUGCUGCAGGGAUCAAAGAAGAUUUUAAGUCAGCAAAACCAAGGGCUGACAUUCCUAGAGCUGCAAACACUGUGAGUGUGGCAGGGAAAAACGAAAUAUUCCCACCUUCGAGUUUUGGUGAUUCCGCAACAGUGUACGAAGAUGAUUUUCGACCAACCACACCAGGUAACAGUCCUGGGGUUGGCCACAAACAUGCUAAAGAAGAAGAAGACUCCAAAGAGAAAGAUGAUGAUAGCUAUGAUCAGAGCCUUGGCACCGGCCAUCUUCCUUCUAACAGAAGUGCUGAACCAAAAGCAUAA